AUGUUACGGAGAACCGAAACCGGCACCUGGCUACCUGCUUGGGUGCCGGAGUCUACCUUGAUUCUGUCUUUCCUACUGAUGAUAUCUUCGAUGGUUCAAUCGGCAACUGGAGGAUAUGAUGGAUCGAUGCUGAACGGGCUGAAUAUACUUCCGUCCUACACGGAGUACUUCAAACUCAAUAACGCAACAACCGGGUUGAAUACUGCAUCUGUUUUCAUUGGCGGCUUCCUUGGCCCAUUGGUAUCGGGCGUUGCAGCAGAUCGUCUCGGUCGCCGACCUGCGAUCUUCUGGGGCUCAUGGAUCACGAUCGUGGGGAUUAUCAUCCAGACGGCAGCCCAGAAUAUCGCUAUGUUCGUAGUGGCACGAAUCAUUCUUGGAUUUGGGUCUGCCAUAACAGGCAUCGCUGGAGGCAUCUACCUGUCUGAGGUGUUCUCCAGCAGAUGGCGUGCAUGGGGCGUGGGUCUGCUCAAUGAUUUCUACUAUAUUGGUGCCCUUAUCGCUGCCGGCAUCACGCUAGGUACCGGGCAGUGGCAGUCUACUUGGGCUUGGAGAGCCCCAUCUCUCUUCCAGGCAAUUUUCUCCCUGCUCUGCAUUCUCACUCUGCCAUUCAUACCCGAAUCCCCACGAUGGCUGGUCCACCAAGGGUACUACAGUGAGGCCCGGAUAUCCAUCGCCCAAGCAAAUGCCAAUGGAGACCUCUCGGACCCAGUCGUUCUCACAAUCUUCAAGGAGAUAGUAGAUACCCUGAAAUGGGAAAAGGAGGUCGGACACUCCAUGAGCCCCGUCGAAAUUUUCAGAACACCCUCUGCUAGAAAGCGGCUUCUCAUCGGCAUGUCGCCUGGCCCAUUCUCUUGUAUCGCCGGUAAUAUCAUCGCCUCGUACUAUUUUGGAUCGGAGCUGGACACAGCCGGUAUUACGAACACCAAUGACCAAUUGAAGGCAAAUGUCGUGCUCAACGCCUGGUGCUUGGUAUGCUGCCUCUUUGGCACUCAGCUUGUUGCCAAGUGGGGACGAAAACCAACUGCGAUGCUUUCGCAACUCCUUCUCAGUGCCUGUCUCUUUAUCAUCGGAGGUCUAUCGAAACUCUAUGCGGCCGAUCCCCAAGGUGCCUCUUCUGCCCUCAUCUAUGGCAAUGUGGCUGUCAUGUAUCUUUUCCAAGGCUUUUAUUCCAUCGCCUGGACCCCACUGCUCUACCUCUAUCCACCUGAGGUGAUGAACUAUUCUAUCAGAGCGAACGGGGUUGCCUUCUCAUCAUUCGCUUUGAAUGCCCUUGCGCUUCUUUUUACCUUCAUCAUGCCAAUUGGCCUAGGUAAUAUCGGAUGGAAAAUGUACAUGAUCAAUGGAUCCUGGGAUCUGGUGAUCUUGGGCCUUAUUGCCUAUUUUUGGGUUGAAACCAAGGGGAAGACCUUAGAAGAGAUCGACGCCCUGUUCGAAGGAGCAAAGCAUUCAGCGAUCCCAGAUGUGGAAGAGAUCAGAGCUGGCGAGAAAGAAAUCGAUGUCAGCAAGGUCGAGGAGCAACUCAUGGCUGAGCUAAGCUACUCAAAGUAA
Penicillium chermesinum is the source of this 1548-nucleotide messenger RNA. RefSeq lists its product as uncharacterized. The record is from RefSeq and is a predicted model, not a curated record. Gene Ontology annotation, biological process: carbohydrate transport; transmembrane transport. Bases 1 to 1548 code for a protein of 515 amino acids. Gene Ontology annotation, molecular function: carbohydrate:proton symporter activity. Lineage: Eukaryota; Fungi; Ascomycota; Eurotiomycetes; Eurotiales; Aspergillaceae. Gene Ontology annotation, cellular component: membrane. The transcript is spliced from 7 exons.